AAAUCGAUUAUUUAAAUCGAAAAUAUGUUGCAUUUAAGGACUAAUCAUGGAUUAUCGCUAAAACAACUCUGCAAAUACUCUCACCAAUGGCAUAAGCCAGCCGGCUACGAAACUGGUAUACAAGUGUAUAACACUAUCACACGUUCGAAUGUACCCCUAGUGUUGCAAAAUGAGCACAUUGCAACUUGGUACACUUGUGGUCCAACUGUUUAUGAUUCCUCUCACCUUGGCCAUGCAAGUUGUUACGUUAAACUCGAUAUUAUACAGAGAAUACUGCGCAAUCAUUUUAAAAUUAAUCUUGUCACUGCAAUGAACAUUACCGAUAUUGAUGAUAAAAUCAUUCAACGAAGUCAAGAAAGUGGCAAGUCAUGUCAAGAUUUGGCGAAAUCCUAUGAACUAGAGUUCUGGAAUGAUAUGGAUAGAUUGGGAGUUGCAGAGCCAAAUGUUAAAAUCAGAGUGACGGAAAAUAUUCCACAAAUAGUUGCAUUUAUCGAUAAAAUCGUUCAAGAUAAAUCGGCAUAUAUUGGAAGAGAUCAAUCGAUUUACUUUGAUGUAAGCUCACAUUCCGGAUACGGAAAGCUUCAGAAACUCAAUCUAGAGCAAGUGAGUCAUGAAACAAAAGAAUCUACAGUUGAUUUCGCGCUUUGGAAGGCGAAAAAAGAACCAAACGAACCUUCUUGGCAAUCACCAUGGGGCGAUGGGCGUCCAGGUUGGCAUAUAGAAUGUAGUGCUUUAGCCAGUAUGAUAUUUGGCAAGUCUAUUGACAUUCAUGCUGGAGGGUUGGAUCUAAAAUUCCCACACCACGAAAAUGAGGAAGCACAAUGUUGUGUAUUUCACAAAACUCCACAAUGGGUCAAUUAUUGGCUCCACACGGGACAUUUGAGUGUUGUUGGUCAGUCGGAAAAGAUGUCAAAAUCUCUCAAAAAUACAAUCGGAAUCGAUGAACUUUUGAAAACUUACUCCAGUAAUGACUUUCGCAUGGCUUGUAUGUUAUCUAACUAUCGAAGUUCUGUGGAGUAUGGAGAUAGUAUGAUGAAUACUGCUCAAGGUACUCUUAAGAGAUUCUCUGAGUUUAAUUCGAAUGUUGAUGCUUAUUUGGAAGGUAAAAAGCGUAGUGCAUCAAUAGAUUCUAAUCAAAUUCUUGAACUACUUUCACAAUCCAAGGUUCUUCUGAACCAACAUCUAAAGGAUGAUUUCAAUACAGCUCGAUGUGUCGGAGUCUUAAUAGAACUUGCAUCAACAGUAAGUAAAUCUAUUAAUUCGACGGCUGAACAAGUAGAUAUUUUUGCAUCUAACCUUGAUACAGUGGCAGCAGUUCGAAAUUUUAUCAAUAGUAACUUGCAGAUGUUUGGUUUUGAAAUGAUGAAAACAGUAAAAAAAAGUGAUAAGAAUUUGGAUUUGUCAUUAUUGUUGGAGGAUUUAGUGAAAACAAGAAAUGAAAUGAGACAACGAGCGAUGGAAAGUAAAAAUAAGGAAAUGUUUAAAGUGUGUGACGAAUUAAGAAAUUGCUUGCAGAGAAAUGGUAUUCAAUUAAAAGAUCACAGUCAAGGUAGCACAUGGAACUAUAUUAAAUAAAAAAGGUUUUACUAAAAAUAAAGAAAUACACUUUUGUUUAUUCACUUAA
Molecule: messenger RNA, 1624 nt
Organism: Episyrphus balteatus (marmalade hoverfly)
Lineage: Eukaryota; Metazoa; Arthropoda; Insecta; Diptera; Syrphidae
Gene: CysRS-m
Product: cysteine--tRNA ligase, mitochondrial
Exons: 2
Coding region: 25-1575 (516 amino acids)
Biological process (GO): cysteinyl-tRNA aminoacylation
Cellular component (GO): cytoplasm
Molecular function (GO): ATP binding; cysteine-tRNA ligase activity
Source: RefSeq, a predicted model, not a curated record